Messenger RNA from Andrographis paniculata, 747 nucleotides. Its product is annotated as myb-related protein P-like. The transcript has 3 exons. The record is from RefSeq and is a predicted model, not a curated record. Bases 27 to 713 code for a protein of 228 amino acids. Lineage: Eukaryota; Viridiplantae; Streptophyta; Magnoliopsida; Lamiales; Acanthaceae.
AAUAUUCCGGCAAAGUUCGAAUUCCGAUGGGACGGAGUCCGUGCUGCGACAAGACAGCUGGACUGAGGAAAGGGAAAUGGACAGCAGAGGAAGAUGAGAAGCUCAUUAAUUACAUCAGCAUCCAUGGCGACCAAGGCUCCUGGAGAUCCCUCCCCCAAAAUGCUGGUCUGCUCCGAUGUGGAAAGAGUUGUCGAUUGAGAUGGAUGAACUAUUUGAGAUCAGAUGUGAAGAGAGGCAACUUUACUCGUCACGAAGAAGAGACAAUCGUCAAGCUUCAUAAUUCACUCGGAAACAGGUGGUCCUUGAUCGCCAGUCACCUUCCGGGCCGUACGGACAAUGAAAUCAAGAAUUAUUGGAACUCUCAUCUCAGCCGCACGAUCUACAGGUUCAGAUCCCUACGCUUAGGAUCCAACCGUCGAGAUUCAGACACGCGUCCUGGGCCCCUACAGGGUCAUGUCUUGAAAGAGAAACCUACAACUGUGGAAAUGGACGGCCCGACCCGAACGGGCGAGAAAGCCGUAAUAAAUGCAACAAUCAAUUGUAAGGGAGCGGCUCCGCCGGAAAAUGACUUUCCGGCGGAGGCGACGGCGGCGUUGGGCGGAGAUGUGGAGGAGGAAUGGUGGCGUUAUGAAUGCGAUAGGUUUUUUGAGCAUUGGAAUUAUUAUUAUUAUUACAGCAAUGGCGGUUUUGAUGACAUUUCGGUUUGGUUUUAGCUUAGGGUGUGUUUGACUGGGGUUUGGAUUUUAA